CUCUCCGGUAGCAGCCGGCUGCAAGAGACUAUGGUGCUGCGCCAAGUGUGGACCGCGCUGUCCGGAGUCUCCGGGGUUGCCCUAGUUUGCUGCUUGUUGUCGGCGGCGGUGGUCCUGCGAUGGACCGGGCGCCGGACGGCCCGGGGCGCGGCGGCCAGGGCGCGGCGGAGGCAGCGAGCCGGCCUGGAGACCAUGGAUAAGGCGGUGCAGCGCUUCCGGCUGCAGAACCCUGACUUGGACUCGGAGGCGCUGCUGGCCCUGCCCCUGCCUCAGCUACUACAGAAGUUACACAGUGGCGAGCUCUCCCCCGAGGUGGUGCUCUUCACCUACUUAGGAAAGGCCUGGGAAGUGAACAAGGGGACCAACUGUGUGACCUCCUAUCUGGCUGACUGUGAGACUCAGCUGUGCCAGGCCCCACGGCAGGGCCUGCUCUACGGCAUCCCCGUGAGCCUCAAGGAGUGCUUCAGCUACAAGGGCCAAGACUCCACGCUGGGCUUGAGCUUGAAUGAGGGGGUGCCAUCGGAGUGUGACAGUGUGGUGGUGCAGGUGCUGAAGCUGCAGGGGGCAGUGCCCUUUGUGCACACCAAUGUCCCCCAGUCCAUGUUAAGUUUUGACUGCAGUAACCCCCUCUUUGGCCAGACUCUGAACCCCUGGAAGUCCUCCAAGAGCCCCGGUGGAUCCUCCGGGGGCGAGGGGGCGCUCAUCGGGUCGGGGGGCUCCCCGCUGGGCUUAGGCACCGAUAUUGGAGGCAGCAUCCGCUUCCCUUCCGCUUUCUGCGGCAUCUGUGGCCUCAAGCCUACCGGGAACCGCCUCAGCAAGAGUGGCCUGAAGGGCUGUGUCUAUGGACAGACGGCAGUGCAGCUUUCUGUUGGCCCCAUGGCCCGGGAUGUGGAGAGCCUGGCAUUAUGCCUGAAAGCCCUACUGUGUGAGGACCUGUUCCGCUUGGACCCCACUGUCCCCCCCUUGCCCUUCAGAGAGGAGAUCUACACAAGCUCUAGACCCCUGCGGGUGGGUUACUAUGACACCGACAACUAUACCAGGCCUAGCCCAGCCAUGACGAGGGCGGUGCUGGAGACCAAGCGGAGCCUCGAGGCUGCUGGCCACACGCUGGUUCCCUUCUUGCCCAACAACAUCCCCUACGCUCUGGAGGUCCUGUCCGCAGGUGGGCUGUUCAGUGACGGUGGCCACGCUUUCCUCCAGAACUUCAAAGGUGACUUUGUGGAUCCCUGCUUGGGGGACCUGAUCUUAAUUCUGAAGCUGCCCGGGUGGUUUAAGAGACUGCUGAGCUUCCUGCUGAAGCCUCUGUUUCCUCGGAUGGCAGCCUUUCUCAACAGCAUGCAGUCUCGGUCGGCUGGAAAGCUGUGGGAACUGCAGCAUGAGAUUGAGGUGUACCGAAAUUCUGUGAUUGCCCAGUGGAAAGCUAUGAACUUGGACGUGCUGCUGACCCCCAUGCUGGGCCCCGCUCUGGAUCUGAACGCAUCCGGCAGAGCCACAGGGGCUAUCAGCUACACUGUGCUCUACAACUGCCUGGACUUCCCUGCGGGGGUGGUGCCCGUCACCACUGUGACGGCUGAGGACGACGCCCAGAUGGAACACUACCAGGGCUACUUUGGGGAUAUCUGGGACCAUAUACUGAAGAAGGCCAUGAAGAAGAGUGUAGGCCUGCCUGUGGCCGUGCAGUGUGUGGCUCUGCCCUGGCAGGAAGAGAUGUGUCUGCGGUUCAUGCGGGAGGUGGAACAGCUGAUGACCCCUGAAAAGCGGCCGUCCUGAGGGUCACUCACCUGCCCAGCUCUGGAGGACCUAAGGCCUAUGAACUCUGUCGCCUGUGAGGAAAUGCCGAGCACAGGGAAGAGGUGUCCACCUGUCCUCCCCUGGACUCCUGCGGAAGCACAGGACACUUCCCCCCCCUCCCCCCACCACACACACAGUCUGGACCUUGCUCCCCUCUCUGGUCCACUUUCCAUCCUGACCCCCUACUUCAUGUGGCAGCCAGCAGGAAUGGUCUGGGCUCAUCAACAGCGAAGAAGCAAUAUGUUAUGUAUUUUCUAGGUGUUUCUAUUAGGGUGCUGGGAACCAGAGCCUGCUGAGAGGCCUGGCCGGAACCUCUAGAGCCAGCUACAAUUCAUGUCACUCUCCUGCUCCAAAACCUCCCUGGUGCCAUCACCCCACAGCUUGGACACAGGGGCGUGUUCUCGUCACUUACCUCCUUCCCUUCCUUUUUUCGUUUGGGUUCGGCCCAGCUUUGAUGGACACUGCCUCUUUUCUCCUUCGCUCACUCCAUCUCUGCCGACAUGCACUUCUUAGUCCUUGGAAGCCUAGCACUCAUCCCCUGCUUUUUUUCCCCAGGAAGCCUUCUGUCCUUCUCUGGGCCCCAGAGAGUGUGGGAUCUUUCGUCCCAGUCUGCCCUGGUGGUGGAGUGGACAUCUGUGGUGGGUGGUGUCCCCUGAGGACACUAGCCCUCCUCAAUGGUGGGGACUCCAUUUCUGCUAUUACAGACAGCGCAGGGCAGCAGAGAAAGCACCCGGGGUGGACUGCAGGGAGCCGAGUGGGCGCACCUGGCCCUCAGCUGGCAUUGUUGCCCGGGGAGGAAUAAGCAAGGCAGUCAGUGCUACCAGUGCUGACCAAGGCCUGGAAGGAAGUCUUCCUGGAGGAGGAGGAGCAGGAGGAGGAAGAGGAGGAGGGGGGGACUGUAUUGAGCCUAGAAAGUUCUCAGAGGCUAAGUUAAGAAAUAAGAACAUGGGGGCUAGAGAGAUGGCUCAGAGGUUAAGAACAUUGACUGCUCUUCCAGAGGUCCUGAGUUCAAUUCCCAGCAACCACAUGGUGGCUCAUGACUGUCUUAGCUCCUGUUUCAGGGGAUCCCACACCCUCACACAGACAUACAUUCAGGCAGAACACCAAUACAUAUAAAAUACAAAUAAACAAAUUAUUUUUAAAGAAGAAAGGAAUGAGAGCAUCCCAGAGAGAAGGGGCAGCAUGCCCAAAGGCCAGGGUGGGUUUGGACAUGGCGGGCGUGUUGAACGUGCACGGUAGAAACAGAGAUGCAGGUGAGACCGGCUUAAGGAAGACUUGGGUGGCCAGGUGAGGAACUUGAGUUCUUUCUCAGGGGUGGCAAGGGUCUUGGGGGGUUAUACAGGUUCAGAAAGGAGGGCAGAUUGAGGGUCAAAGCCUAGACAAAGAGAAGGACAUGACUGAUCUCUUAUCUGGGACCUUUUAUGUUAUCAGUUCCGUCUGCUCAGAACACUCAGCUUCAGUGUCCUGGACGCUUCAUCCUGUCGCUUUCUAAGGUCUCUGAGCUUAACCCCACUAGAGUAUCACCAUCUGAAAACACAGGCCUUUGUCUUCUCUGCAAAAGCAACCGUAUUGCUCGUGUGUGAUGGAGUUCUUGGAGUGAAUGGAACUCAGAAGGUGCUCAAUUAGUAGAGAGAAACACAAAAUGAGCCCCUGCACAGGGCAGGCACCAGACUGUGUUGAGGCUCCAGUGACAGGUGAUAGAGACUCGGUUGUUGUCUUCACAGAGCUUAAAUUAUAGAGGGUGUUUCUCAAUGAAGGGAGUAAGGAAGGCAGGCAGGUUUACUAAUACAGAUCCCCGAAUGUUUAAUGUGGGAGUGAGCAAAUGACUUUUGAUGAUGUGUGAAACCACUGAGCACUCCUGCGAGCUGCCUCCUUCUGGACGUUUAGAUUCAUCAUGUCACUUAAUUCCCCUAUCCACCUUAUCAUUCAUCUGUGCCCUCAUUUUACAGGAAGAUCAUGUGUGUACCUUGCCCUGGGUCCCCCCAGCCAGAAGUGGGUGACAGCCUCAGUGCCGUUAGUCUGCUCUUCUUGAAUGUCCUGGAGACUUGGCCUGUGGGCGGUGCCGAGCACACUGUGUCCCACCUGCAUGCCCUUUGCUCACUGAUUUUACUGUGUCUAGAAUGUUCUUCCUUUGCUCUCUACCUGAAGAGUACCUCCCCAUCUUGGGUGAGCUGAUUGUCCCUCACUUUUAGUUCUACCAGACUGGGGGGUGGGAGGGAAGGCUGCUUGUAUUUCUGUAUAUUCCCCGAAGCAGAAGUUGUGUCUUAGGCUCUGGAGGUGAGACCCCAUUAUCUCAUAUGAAAAUCCAUGCAAACUGGAGUGUAGAGAAGGUUGCCGAUUCAUCCAAGGCCGAUCAGGAGGUAUAGUGAAGACCUGAGACCCACAUGCCCCACUCUGAACUUCAUGCACUUUCCUCAUUCUGCAACCACAAGUGCAGUCAUUAAACUGUUCCGGGUGCCACCAGCCUCUGUGUUGAGUGACACCAUCUCCUGGAAGACGGAAGCGUUGUCGCUAUGCUUGCUUCUCUGUUGCUGUGUGUCUGCAGGAGCUUUGGUCCUUGCCCUUGACCCCUUCCUUGAUCUGUCCUGCAGGUUUGUGAUGUAGAGCUCAGGAUACAACUAGAGGACCUGCCGUGGGUCCCAGUAAGGGAACAUCAUUUGUUGUUGAGUCAGGGUCUCUACAUAGUCCUGGCUGUCCAGGAUCUCACUCUGCAGACUUUCAACUCACAAAAGCCACCUGCCUCAGCCUCCCUAGUGCUGAGACUAAAGGUGGGUGUGCACCACCACACCAGGCCUAAUGGGUGUAGUUGGAAUUUUCUUUGGGCCACCAACCAGCUCCCAAAUAAAGGCAUUGAAACUUAUUAUGAAUGCGUGACCUUAGCCUAGGCUUGUCCCACUACCUCUUUUAACUUAAUUUAACAUGUUUCUAUUCAUGUAUGUUUUGCUUCUGGGCUUUUUACCUUUCAUUCUGUAUGUCCUGCUUUCCUGCUUCCUCCAUGGCUGGCUGGCAGCUGCCUUCUCCCCCCCCAUCCCCCAUUCCCGCCUCCCAGUGACUCCCUGGUGUCUUUUCUUUCUUCCUAUGUCCCUAAAUUCCUCCUACUACUUACUCUUCUUGCCUGGAAGUCCCGCCUAUAUCUCUUCUCUUACUAUUGGCCAUUCAGCUUUUUAUUAGACCAAUCAGGUGCCUUAGGCAGGCAAGGCAAAACAGCAACACAUCUUUACAUAGUUGAACAAAUAUUCCACAACAUAAACAAAUGCAAUACAUAUUUACAUAGUUAAAUAUUCCACAACAUAAAUGUAACACAUCUUUACACAGUUAAACAAAUAUUCUGCAACAAACGGGACUUUUUUAGGGUCAUCUGUGGCGUUUCCCCUCUGCAAACCAUCUUCUUGUGCAUCUACAUGAUGUGAUUUCUUCUACCGUUUAUUAUAAUAUAAAACUCAGGGACAAAUAUAAGAACCUGAGACCGUCACCACGGUUGUGACACACCUGCCACCAUUCUCCUCCUGGCUCCAAAAGGGCCCGACAGCUUCUUCUCUGGGGGCCAUGCUUUGUCUCACCCUGAGUCUACCUCUUGAACCAAAUGCUCUAUUCAGCUGGACAACAGACCACAACAUAAAUGAACUUCCCAUAACAUCCACAGAUCUGAACUCUGGACCAAGGAAGGGGUGUGUCGCUCUGGACACCUGCCAGGGGCACCCUUUAGAGACAGUCAUGUAAUCAAGUCAUGAGAUUCCCCCACCACAUCUGUCUCUGGUCUGUGUUUUGUUAGCUUGCCAGUCUUGGUCAGGCUUCCAAAGUCUCCACCAUGUCGGUUGGAGUGGUGACCUAGGAUACCUUAAGUGAAUGAGACCACUUUUGGUCCGGGCUUUGUAAGGUUUAUCCAUGUAUGCCCAGGACCCACCAUGGUGCCUAGUACUUAAUGGAUGGUCAAUGAAGGCUUGUUGGAGGAUGGCACACACUUGUUACGAGGGCAUCCGUUUGGGCGUCUCUUGAUUACUUCUCUCAUUCAUUAUAGGGAACUUCCCAGUUUGACCCUGACCUUCGAAUGUACUUUCUUCACCUUGAUUCAUGACCACAAGGACGAAUGUUUCCUUGUCUCUCUCCAACCUAGAGCUUUCUUUUAGUCUAGAGAGCUGCAUGUAUCAACUUCCGCCAACCCCCAGCCCUCCCCUCCUCCUUCCACUCAUCCCGUAAACACAUCGAAUCCCUCCCACAGUAUGCUUAGGGUAAUCGAACAGAACAGCCCCUGCUUGGAUGGUCUUUUAGUCUACCAGCAACUGUGUGUCUACCCAGUGUGUCCGAAAUGCUAUAAAGCAGAAGUCCUGGGGAUGAUGACACCAAGCAAGGGCCAGCUCUGGCCUGCAGUGUGUGUGUGAGCAGGUGUGUCAGGGAGUACUUCCUGUGUGAAGUGACACCCAAGCUGAAAAGUGCAUUGUCACAGGAGCCCAGGAAUGAGUGUUACAAGAAUGGUGGAGUCAACCUAAAUGCCGAGGCUGUAACGGGAUGAGGACAGGUGAAGGUAGGGAUGGAGAACACCUGCCAUCCUUGACUUAUCAUUGAGCGCCUACUGUGUACCAGACACUCUGCAAAAGGCUGAGGAGGUCCUGGCUUUUAAGGAACUCAUUUUCUAAGGAGGGGCAUGCAAAUAAGUGCAUAAAUAAAACAAUUCCUGCUGAUAA
Molecule: messenger RNA, 6473 nt
Organism: Peromyscus maniculatus bairdii (prairie deer mouse)
Lineage: Eukaryota; Metazoa; Chordata; Mammalia; Rodentia; Cricetidae
Gene: Faah
Product: fatty acid amide hydrolase
Biological process (GO): fatty acid catabolic process
Molecular function (GO): fatty acid amide hydrolase activity; amidase activity
Source: RefSeq, a predicted model, not a curated record